Molecule: messenger RNA, 14490 nt
Organism: Coregonus sp. 'balchen'
Lineage: Eukaryota; Metazoa; Chordata; Actinopteri; Salmoniformes; Salmonidae
Source: the annotation of a GenBank genome assembly
AUGACGUCUGGAAUUAUCAAACGGCAAGAGUCAGACCAACGUCAGACCAACGUCAUCCCUCAACAUGUCAACAGCUCGUAUAGGCAGGGUUUAGCUGAGACUCAUCUCUUGACAGGUAGGCUGGUAGUAAGCUUGGGCGGUAUACCGAAUAUACCGUAUACCGGGGUAUUUGGAAAAAGCCAUGGGAUAACUUUGAAAUGUUUUUCAAUACAUGUUCAUAUUCAUAUCAUUUUUAAGUAAAUACCGGCAGUCAAACUUGUGCGUAUGAUCGCGUUCUUCAUUUCACCUGUCACAUUAUUUUUGCAUUAUGAAGCUUACCGUAGUUCCCCAGAGCAGUUGAGCCAGUCAUGUGUUUGUUUGUAAAUAGCAGAAUGGGAGAAAGCGGGAGCAGGUGAGUCCAGCUGUGUAUUGACAGGGGUUGGGUUUUAUAUUGAAAGUCUGGUGUUUUUUUUGCUUCAAUAGAGUGAUCAGGGGCUUGCAACUAUGGUUUUCCUUCACAGAAAAUACAUUAGUGCAACACAUUCGGCAGAAAAUAGCUUCAUUAUCAUCAGAUGACAACAGAAGUGCAACACUAUUUGGCUGGCAGCCACACAGGUAAAUGAGACAAUGAAAAAGCACAUAUUUUUUGGCAAAAAACGAUGAAUGGCCAUCAUAUUUCUAAUGUUUAUCAUAGAAACAAUGUAACCAGCUACAUUUCCUAAUGUUUUGCUUAAAGUUAAUCUUGCAUUUUACCGGAGAAAAGUAGGCUGGCUACACCGAGAAAAGUACAGGAGAUGUAGCUACACAUCAGUCAGAGCAUUGUCUUUUGAUAGAAUGCAACUGAAGCAAAAAAUGCAUUUUAGAUCUGCGUUUACAAAACGCAGCAAGAUAUUUGUAAUGAGUUUUAUUUUAAUUUUGAUGGGGAGAAAGGGAGGGAGAGCUGACUGGUAGGAAUGGAGAGAGGUGUCUAGGAGUAAGAUGAGUUAAUAUCAGAACACAUCCCCGUGGUGUAGAAGGAGGAGAAUGAGCUGAAAAGAGGUGGUUUUCAAACCCUCAACUCAGCCCUCCACUGAGAUGCUGCAUUGUAACAAAGCCCAUGGCCACAAUCUGCUGUGUGGGUUAUGGUUAGUGAAUUUGGAGAGUGUGUGUGUUUCGAUGUGUGAGUGUGGUGGUCCCCAUGCUUCCCAUGAAUAAUUGGGAAUCCAGAAGGUGUCAACAGGUUUAGGGAUGGGGUCAGGGUCAGGUCAACAGAGUCAUGGGAGGAGGAAAAGGAGAGGAGGAAGACGUGAAAGAGAGGAAUGAGGGAGGAGAGGCAUUGAUGAAGAUGGACAGAUGUACACACAGCAGAGAAGAGAGAUACAACACCUCAAAGUAACACUUAAGCAUGCCUUUCCAAGUGUUCACCAUUUGGAGUUAUUUAACCAUGUCCUGCCCCACCCCCCAUUCUGUGUGUGCGAUGCAUGGUGCCUGUCAUAGUAUAUGGCCAUCCCCUCUCAGUUUUGUGUAUAUUGGCUUUCUGUACACCCCUUCUCUCUCACCUGUGUUGACAGAAAGACAGAGAGGCCUAGCUCCCUAACUGAGGGCCUGAAUCAGGCCUAGUGGAAGGCAACAGGCUAACACAACAGCUCUUUCCAUAGGCUUUGAUCACACAAUGGAGGGAAACGCAAGGGUCAAUAAUGAUAAAAUUAAAGUAGUAUGGAAAACUAUGUAGGGAAAAAAAACAAAGAUGGUGAAUAUAGCCCCCAUCAAUCAACACACACACUCCUCCCCAGACCACACACAGUGGGUGAUGGUGGUGGGUGGAGAGGGAGGGCUUAAUUAUUUCCGGAGUGAAGGAAAGAUAAAAAAAUAUCACAGUACCGGAACUAUACCUGUGUGGGGCAAUGUGCCUGGGGGGAGUGCUUAGAGCCUUGCACACACGUUCUGGCCUGGCCGGCUGCCUGCGAGUGGAAUAAACGUUCUCUUCCUGCCGAGGGGUGUGCUGAGGCAAUGAAGGAGGAAUGUACUUAGGGAGGUGUGCUGAGGUACAGGAAAGGUUGGGAGUGCCUCUGUACUAUGCCUCUAACUAUUACUGUACAGUCAGCCAAAUGUAGACUGUCUAAGAGACGUUAGCCACGUACAAUAUUUUUUUUAAAUGGAAAAAACGCACACACACAUGACUGCAAUAAUAUUGCAAUAAACGAUCCCAAAAUGUUGCACCUCUACCAAGUUUUUGUUGUUGUAAUGAAGGGCUUUACUGAGUGUUGAAAUCUGUAGACUGAGUGCGUCAAAUCAAGGCAGAGGUUUGAGACUAGAUUUACCAUGGUUGUACACUACCGGUCAAAAGUUUGAAAACACCUACUCAUUCAAGGGUUUUUCUUUAUUUUUACUAUUUUCUACAUUGUAGAAUAAUAGUGAAGACAUCAAAACUAUUAAAUAACACAUAUGGAAUAUUGUAGUAACCAAAAAAGUGUUAAACAAAUCAAAAUAUAUUUGAAAUGUGAGAUUCUUCAAAUAGCCACCCUUUGCCUUGAUGACAGCUUUGCACACUCUUGGCAUUUUCUCAGCCAGCUUCACCUGGAAUGAUUUUACAAUAGUCUUGAAGGAGUUCCCACAUAUGCUGAGCACUUUUUGGCAGCUUUUUCUUCACUCUGCGGUCCGACUCAUCCCAAACCAUCUCCGUUUGGUUGAGGUCGGGGGAUUGUGGAGGCCAAGUCAUCUGAUGCAGCACUCCAUCACUCUCCUUCUUGGUAAAAUAGCCCUUACACAGCCUGGAGGUGUGUUGGGUCAUUGUCCUGUUGAAAAACAAAUGAUAGUCCCACUAAGCCCAAACCAGAUGGGAUGGGGUAUCGCUGCAGAAUGCUGUGGUAGCCAUGCUGGUUAAGUGUGCCUUGAAAUCACAGACAGUGUCACCAGCAAAGCACCCCACACCAUAACACCUCCUCCUCCAUUCUUUACUGUGGGAAAUACACAUGCAGAGAUCAUCCGUUCACCCACACCGCGUCUCACAAAGACAUGGCGGUUGGAACCAAAAAUCUCCAAUUUGAACUCCAAUUUGAACAGACCAAAGGACUAAUUUCCACCAGUCUAAUGUCCAUUGCUCAUGUUUCUUGGCCCAAGCCAGUCUCUUCUUAUUAUUGGUGUCCUUUAGUAGUGGUUUCUUUGCAGCAAUUCGACCAUGAAGGCCUGUUUCACACAGUCUCCUCUGAACAGUUGAUGUUGAGAUGUGUCUGUCACUUUAUUUGGGCUGCAAUUUCUGAGGCUGGUAACUCUAAUGAACUUAUCCUCUGCAGCAGAGGUAAUUCUGGGUCUUCCUUUCCUGUGGUGGUCCUCAUGAGAGCCAGUUUCAUCAUAGCGCAUAGUGCAACUGCACUUGGAGAAACUUUCAAAGUUCUUGAAACUUUCCAUAUUGACUGACCUUCAUGUCUUAAAUUAAUGAUGGACUGUAAUUUCUCUUUGCUUAUUUGAGCUGAUCUUGCCAUAAUAUGGACUUGGUCUUUUACCAAAUAGGGCUAUCUUCUGUAUACCUCACUACUUUGUCACAACACAACUGAUUGGCUCAAAGGCAUUAAGAAGGAAAGAAAUUCAACACAUUAACUUUUAACAAGGCACACCUGUUAAUUGAAAUGCAUUCCAGGUGACAUUCCAGGUGAGAGAAUGCCAAGAGUGUGCAAAGCUGUCAUCAAGGCAAAGGGUGGCUAUAAAACAGCUUUCACCCUUUCUUGUCUGGCUUGUCUUUCUGAUGGGAGUAGGGGAUUUUAAAAAUACACUGAACAAAAAUAUAAAUGCAACAUGCAACAAUUACAAAGAUUUUACUGAGUUACAGUUCAUAUAAGGAAAUCAGUCAAUUUAAAUAAAUUCAUUAGGUCCUAAUCUAUGGAUUUCAGAUGACUGGGAAUACAAAUAUGCAUCUGUUGGUCACAGAUACCUUAAAAAAAAGGCAGGGGCGUGGAUCAGAAAACCAGUCAGUGUCUGGUGUGACCACCAUUUGCCUGAUGCAGUUCGACACAUCUCCUUCGCAUAGAGUUGAUCAGGCUGUUGAUUGUGGCCUGUGUAAUGUUGUCCCACUCCUCUUCAGUGGCUGUGCGAAGUUGCUGGAUAUUGGCUGGAUGUGGAGGUCCUGGGCUGGAGUGGUUACACGUGCUCUGGUUGCGAGGCCAGUUGGACGUACUGCCAAAUUCUCUAAAAUGACAUUUGAGGCUUAUGAUAGAUAAAUUAACAUGGUGUGCAUGCUCCCUCAAAACUUGUGGCCUUUUAUUGUCCACCUGUGUAAUGAUCAUGCUGUUUAAUCAGCUUCUUGAUAUGCCACACCUGUCAGGUGGAUGGAUUAUCUUGGCAAAGGAGAAAUGCUCACUAACAGGAAUGUAAACAAAUUUGUGCACAACAUUUUAGAGAAAUAAGCUUUUUGUGCGUAUGGAUCAUUUCUGGGAUCUUUUAUUUCAGCUCAUGAAACAUGGGACCAACACUUUACAUGUUGCAUUUAGAUUUUUGUUCAGUGUAUAUAUUUUUUUAUUUUGGAGGUAUCUGUCUUUCCCUGCUGUACUCACAUUGGCUGCCUGGUAUUUGUGCUGAAAGGGAGGGGGUCUGUCUAUCUGUCUGGGCACAAUGAUUGGUCGUUAUUCUCACAGGCUCCGCCUCCAGCUCUGUGCCACUGUCUACCCUCUGCUUUGGGCCAUAACUGCAUGCUUUACAUUUUAGCCAUUUAGCAGACGCUCUUAUCCAGAGUAACUUACAUGAGCAAUUAGAGUUAAGUGCCUUGCUUAAGGGCACAUCGACAGAUUUUUCACCUAGUCGGCUCGGGGAUUAGAACCAGCGACCUUUCGGUUACUGGCACAAUGAUCUUACCCACUAAGCUACCUGCCGCCCUACACAUGAAAACCCAACCCAACACUAAAGAUAAUGUAAAGGGUAUGGCUGAAUGAGGGUUGUCAUCCUAAUUUAUGGUUUUAAGAUUAAACAGUUUGGGCCUCCUCUCUCUCUGUAUCACUCCUCUUGGCUUUACAUUGAUUUAAGUGCAUCCAUGGGGUUAUGUGGUGUUAUUUUUUUAUUUCUUACACUAUUGCUUGUUUCUUCCUCUCCCACCUUUCUCCCUGUCUUUCUUCCCUCCUUUCUGCACACCCCUCCUUGGCCUCCUCCUCCCUUUUCUUCGCUCUGCAGAGCCUCCGACCAAAUACCAAAUCUCUAAGCCCACCGUGUGCUCGGUGCACCCGGGGGAACUGCUGAAGCUCAACUGCCCUCUGCCUGGGGAGGUGGGGACCAUCACCUGGACUAAGGACGGUUCCUCUCUGGGGGUCAACAACCGCACGCUGAUAGAGCGGGAGGUGCUGCAGAUCCGCGACGCCUCGCCCAAGGACUCUGGCCUGUACGCAUGCAGCACCGUGGGCCCUCAGGGCAGCGACACGCUCUGCUUCAUAGUGAACGUCACAGGUGAGUCAGGGAGCCAGGCAGGAGGCAGGACAGGGGGUAACCAGCCAGUCAGCCAGCCAGCCUGUCAGGGCAGGGAGCAGCCAAUAAGCCAGAGCUGGGAGAAACGAGCCAGCCAACCAGCCUGCUAGGGCAGGACAGGGACAGACAAAGGUAGGGUUGGUCAUAGUGUAGGUCCUACACUCUUAGAAAAAAAGGUGCUAAGUAGAACCAUAUAGGGUUCUUCGGUUUGUCCCCAUAGGGGAACCCUUUUUGGUGCUAGGUAGAACCCUUUGCAUAGGGUUCUACCUAGAACCCUCUAUGAAGGGUUCUUCAUAGAACCCUCUGUAAAUUGUAAUAGCUAGAAGUCUCUAUAAAUGGUUCUUCGUAGAACCCUCUACAAAGAGUUCUACCAAGAACCCUUUUAUCCUCUAAAGGUUCUUCAUAGAACCCUUUAAUCUUUAAAGGGUUCUUCCUAGAACCCUCCAUGAACGAUACAUUGCAUACAGUAUAUCUUAAGGCCUUUCUUUCAGAGCCUAGUUACACCCUAACACAGCGGUCGGAAACUCCUGAUUUACAGACCACAUUAGGCCUGCAAGUCACAUUAUGUAGGCUUGCAAAGUGAUGUGUAAUUCCUAUUGGAAUCCCAAUAGGAAUUAGUGAGGAUACCCAACAAUUGGACAUUUUAAUCACCUGCAACCUGUAUUUAGAAUGACAGCCAGGGUGGCGUACAUUAGGGUUGAAUAUUUGCCCGGUAUUUUACAAAUGUUCCAUCCCAAGAAUAAAUCACUUUUCUCCCGGGUGACCUGGUAUUUCCCGCCAAAACCGAAAGUGUCAUUCUAAAGCAUAUAAAGUAUAUAAAUAUGUCUGGGUUUAAUUCAAGCCUGAUACUACCUGAGCCCUCCUCUUUCUCUCUCUAUUGUUGCUGCAUUUCUUCCUUGCUUUCAACAGUUAAAUGAAAUUAGUUUUGUUGGCUAUAUCUUCAUCAUUAUAAUGACAUGCUUGAAUAACAUAGGACUAGAAUAAGAUGUAGACGUCCUUCACUUCUCUUCACGAAGAUUGAAUGGUUAUGGAUGACGGUCUGAAUAAAAAACUGUUAUAGCCUACCGCCGUCGCACGCGUUCUCUUCCUUCAAAAGUUCAAAAAGUUACCAUGAUGAGAUGAUACAUGCAUUGUGAACUGCGCUCCUACUGAGAUGCGCUGUCUGUCCCCACCCUGAGCGUUGAUGAUUGAUCAUGCAGAUAGCAGAGAGAAGGCCAUAGAGAAGCCAGAUUUAGACAUCACAUUAUUUAGCAGUUCCAUUUCAAGUCAUGAUGUUGAUAGAAGUAAUUUAUAAUAAUUUACCAGUUUCUCGCAGUUAUUUCUCCUGGGAAAAGGGAGUGGGUUUGGGCGGUAAAUCUCAGUAACCUGUUUCCCGGUAUUCAACCCUCCAAAUUAAUUAUUGAUACAACCUAAAUCAUGUAAACUGGAACAACCAUCUCACUAACUGGUAUAUUAAGUCAAACUACUAACAGAUUGGAUUAGUUUAGAAAAAUAUAUGUUAUUUAUCUUUGUGUAGCAUAAGAUUAAUCAACCAAUCAAUCAAGUGUCUUGCAAAAGUAUUCAUCCCCCUUGGCAUUUUUCCUAUUUUGUUGCAUUACAACCUGUAAUUUAAAUAGAUUCUUAUUUUUAUUUCAUGUAAUGGACAUACACAAAAUAGUCAAAAUUGUUGAAGUGAAAUGAAAAAAAUAACAUGUUUCAAAAUAUUUGAAAGAAUAAAUAAUGGAAAAGUCUAUGUAUUCACCCCCUUUGCUAUGAAUCCCCUAAAUAAGAUCUGGUGCAACCAAUUACCUUCAGAAGUCACAUAAUUAGUUAAAUAAAGUCCACCUGUGUGCAAUCUAAGUGUCACAUGAUCUGUCACAUGAUCUCAGUAUAUAUACACCUGUUCUGAAAGGCCCCAGAGUCUGCAACACCACUAAACAAGGGACACCACUAAGCAAGCGGCACUAUGAAGACGAAGGAGCUCUCCAAACAGGUCAGGGACAAAGUUGUGGAGAAGUACAGAUCAGGCUUGGGUUAUAAAAAAAUAUCCGAAACUUUGAACAUCCCACGGAGCACCAUUAAAUAUAUUAUUCAAAAAUUGAAAGAAUAUGGCACCACAACAAAACUCACGGACCAGGCAAGGAGGGCAUUAAUCAGAGAGGCAACAAAGAGACCAAAGAUAACCCUGAAGAAGCUGCAAAGAUCCACAGCAGAGAUUGUAGUAUCUGUCCACUUUAAAUGUCUUGGAAUGGCCUAGUCAAAGCCCAGACCUCAAUCCAAUUGAGAAUCUGUGGUAUGACUUAAAGAUUGCUGUACACCAGCGGAACCCAUCCAACUUGAAGGAGCUGGAGCAGUUUUGCCUUGAAGAAUGGGCAAAUAUCCCAGUAAAUAGAUGUGCCAAGCUUAUAGAGACAUACCCCAAGAGACUUGCAGCUGUAAUUGCUAUAAAAGGAGGCUCUACAACGUAUUAUUUUUGGGGGGUUUGCUUCACAAUAAAACAUAUUUUGCAUCUUCAAAGUGGUAGGCAUGUUGUGUAAAUCAAAUGAUACAAACCCCCCCAAAAAACUAUUUUAAUUCCAGGUUGUAAGGCAAUAAAAUAGGAAAAUUGCCAAGGGGGGUGAAUACUUUCGCAAGCCACUGUACAUACAAAAACACAGAUAUUGAAAUAAACAAUUCUUAAAAUCAACCUGCAAUAGAGCAUGUUGGGAAAUAUGAUAAUGAUGGGUGUGUUUUUAAAAUACAGAACAUACUAAUUUGAAAUAAAAACAAUCAUGGAAAAUAUAUUAACUAUGUCAGUACUGUAUAUGUAAAAUGAUUACAUGCACAAAUAUUCCCAUAUAGGUACAGUUUAAAACAUUCUCACACCUACAGUUGAAGUCGGAAGUUUACAUACACUAAAGUUGGAGACAUUAAAAGUCAUUUUUCAACCACUCCACAAAUUUCUUGUUAACAAACUAUCGUUUUGGCAAGUCGGUUAGGACAACUACUUUGUGCAUGACACGAGUCAUUUUUCCAACAAUUGUUUACAGACAGAUUAUUUCACUUAUAAUUCACAGGAUCACAAUUCCAGUGGGUCAGAAGUUUAAUUCCCGAAAAUGAUGGAAAAUUCCCGAAAAUGAUGUUAUGGCUUUUGAAGCUUCUGAUAGGCUAAUUGACAUAAUUUGAGUCAAUUGGAGGUGUACCUGUGGAUGUAUUUCAAGGCCUACCUUCAAACUCAGUGCCUCUUUGCUUGACAUCAUGGGAAAACAAAAGAAAUCAGCCAAGACCUCAGAAAACAAAUUGUAGACCUCCACAAGUCUGGUUCAUCCUUGGGAGCAAUUUCCAAACGCCUGAAGGUACCACGUUCAUCUGUACAAACAAUAGUACGCAAGUAUAAACACCAUGGGACCACUCAGUUGUCACACCGCUCAGGAAGGAGACGCUUUCUGUCUCCUAGAGAUGAACGUACUUUGGUGCGAAAAGUGCAAAUCAAUUCCAGAACAACAGCAAAGGACCUUGUGAAGAUGCUGGAGGAAACAAGUACAAAAGUAUCUAUAUCCACAGUAAAACGAGUCCUAAAUCGACAUAAUCUGAAAUGCCGCUCAGCAAGGAAGAAGCCACUGCUCCAAAACCGCCAUAAAAAGCCAGACUACGGUUUGCAACUGCACAUGGGGACAAAGAUCGUACUUUUUGGAAAAAUUUCCUCUGGUCAGAUGAAACAAAAAUAGAACUGUUUGGCCAUAAUGGCCAUCGUUAUGUUUGGAGGAAAAAGGGGAUAGCUUGCAAGCCGAAGAACACCAUCCCAAACGUGAAGCACGGGGGUGGCGGCAUCAUGCUGUGGGGGCGCUUUGCUGCAGAAGGGCCUGGUGCACUUCACAAAAUUGAUGGCAUCAUGAGGAAGAUAAAUUAUGUGGAAAUAUUGAAGCAACAUCUCAUGACAUCAGUCAGGAAGUUUCAGCUUGGUCGCAAAUGGGUCUUCCAAAUGGACAAUGACCCCAAGCAUACUUCCAAAGUUGUGGCAAAAUGGCUUAAGGACAUCAAAGUCAAGGUAUUGGAGUGGCCAUUACAAAGCCCUCAAUCCUAUAGAACAUUUGUGGGCAGAACUGGAAAAGCGUGUGCGAGCAAGGAGGCCUACAAACCUGACUCAGUUACACCAGCUCUGUCAGGAGGAAUGGGCCAAAAUUCACCCAACUUAUUGUGGGGAGCUUGAGGAAGGCUACCCGAAACGUUUGACCCAAGUUAAACAAUUUAAAGGCAAUGCUACCAAAUACUAAUUGAGUGUAUGUAAACAUCUGACCCACUUGGAAUGUGAUGAAAGAAAUAAAAGCUGGAAUAAAUCAUUCUCUCUACUAUUAUUCGGACAUUUCACAUUCUUAAAAUAAAGUGGUGAUCCUAACUGACCUAAAACAGGGAAUUUUAACUAGGAUUAAAUGUCAGGAAUUGUGAAAAACUGAGUUUAAAUGUAUUUGACUAAGGUGUAUGUAAACUUCUGACUUCAACUGUAUCUUUUUAAACUUCAUCAGAUUACUCAAACUCCUGAGUUUUUUUCUAAGAGUGUAAAUGUAGUAUACACCUGUGCCUCUAUAUGGCUCUGUACACAUGCACCUAGCUGUGGAUAGUAUUGGCAGAGUAGGCAAGGUAUACAAUUGCUGGACUGCAGUGUGGCUUUGGCUACUUUACCUGUGAAGAACCAAGAUGCUGCUACAUCCCUGAUCUUUUGAGGUUUUGAUGCUUUUUUAAUAGGGUGGUAGUUGGGGAAUGGCCAUGGAAGGGUUGUGGAAUGGGAGGGUUUUCUGGGUCAUGUAGUUGUAGUUAUUCAACUUUUCUUACAAACGUCAGUGAGUCAUGCUGUCCUUCGUUACGUAUGAUAUGAUUUUGUGAACAGUGUAAACAUCAAUAUUAUAUCACCUGAUCCUGCCACCUCACCUAAACACAUCAGUGCAUGUAUGAGCAUGUGCUGCAGUGAGUGUGUGUGUAUACGUGUGUGUGAAGGCAUGUGUGUGUGCAUGCGUGUGAGUGUAUGUGUGAGUGUAUCUGUCCUUGGUUACGUAUGAUUAUGAUUUUGUGAACAGUGUAAACGUCAAUAUUACAUCACCUGAUCCUGCCACCUCACCUAAACACAUCAGUGCAUGUAUGAGCAUGUGCUGCAGUGAGUGUGUGUGUAUACGUGUGUGUGUGUGAAGGCAUGUGUGUGUGCAUGUGUGUGAGUGUAUGUGUAUGGCUGGAGCUGUCCUGAGUGGUGGCAGAGAUAGCAGUAAGUAACCGUGGUCAUCUCUACAGAUGCCAUCUCGUCUGGGGACGAUGAGGACGACACAGAGCGAUCGGAGGAUGUGGGGGCGGACGGAGAGCAGAUAAGUGAGUAUGGGCAUAGUAUUGUGGGGACAGUGUGGGGACAGGGCAGGAGAGGCUGUGACCGUUGUCUUCUGUAGUGGGGGCAUUGGGGCAAUAUGUGAACUCAGCAAAUAGGUUGUCAUUUUCUUUGGUUGUUUUUACCCUCAUUGUUAUAUAAUAACACUGUUGUGGAGCUGAGGUCCAUGGUUUGGACUUUCAACCAUCAGGUCAAAUGUCAUCAUGACCAAAGUUACUAUACUCCUAAAUGUUUGUCUUUUUGUGUGUUGUGUGCACAGUGUUACUAAAUCUGGUAGUUUCAUCAGUUCAAAUCUGCAAUGAGAUCUCAGCUGUACUGUAGCAUUCCUGUGUAUGUAGUGAGUCUGGAAGUGUGUGUCUGCUGGGAAUGUGUAUGUGUAUGUGUGUGUGUAUUGUGAGGGUGAUGUUUGUAAGCCUAUCUCUCCCAGGCCUUCUAGGCGCUCCAGGGAAGAGGAAUUCCUAACAUUCCUACUGUAGCCGGCAUCUCUCAGGUAGUCAGGCCCCAAGGAACCAGUCAGCUGGACUCAUCCAUUAUGAAAUGCUCCCAUCUGGACAGGGUUAGGGACCAGAUGGGAGAUGGGCUGUAUGUGAUGAGAUGUGUGUGUAUCACAGGGCCAAAGUGAAGAAGAGGGCUUCCACAUCUUGUUAAAAUUGUCAACACGCACCGCGCCUAAUAGUGGGCUCAACUCCCCCACUUUUCACCGACUAUAAUUGGCCUGAAAUCCAUUAAAUAUGUCGUCUAGGAACUCUGUAAGGGGAGGAAAAUGGAGAGAAAGAAAAAAAACUGUUUCUGGUGGUAAUAAGCUGUUUGAAAGCAAAGUAAAAACUGUUCUGGCAGCUCAGUUGAAUUUUCUCCUGGUGUUUUUUCUAAGAAUUCAAAACCCGGGAAGAGUGGGGGAAGAGAGGAAAACGAGGGGAAGGUUGAGGCCUUUUAACUACAGCGUUCUGGUUUGGAUCAGCACCAGCACUUCUCUGUGUACGCUGUGGAGCUCUGGCCCUCGGCCCAUUUCUGGAGGGGGGUUGUGGAGGCUUUUUAAGGAAAAAAGGAAGGAGGGAAGGAGAAGGGGGCCUGAGCAUUGUGCUUGGGGCCAUUCUAAGGCCCAAUGGGUUAGGUUUCAGUGUCUGCCUCAGCUCGUACUCUGUACACUUUGAUUCCACUUUCUUAAAAAGAGACUGAACAACAACACAGUCACAACCUGGCCCCCACUAAAACACUGGGAGAAAAAGUUAUGAGCUAAGUUGUACCCCCUGCCCAGCGUCAGGUUGGCUGUGAUUGGAGGAGACAAGCAAGGCGUACGGAAGGAUCAUGGAGGAGGCUUUGUUUUUCGGGGCAGCAUUGACGUCAGAGUGGAUAUGGGGUUCCACUCCCAUUGGUUCUGCUGUUCUAACUAAUUCUCUGGCCUGUUAAGGAGAUCAACCUUAAUUGCUCCCGUUUGUUUUCGUUUGAAACAUCUGUAGGGUACAAUUUACAAGCUUUUAAUAGUCUAUUAUCAUUAGCUGCUUUGUUAUGUUUGUCCUAGGUAUACAGUAUAUGUAGAUGUAGUACCAGCUGUACAGUAUGGGGCAAAUGUACAACUUUAAAGCAAUUAAUACUAUCAUUUGACACUUAAUGUUUGUGCCUCACUCCUCAUUCUGAACGUUAAGCACAUUCUUGUUUUGGAGACAUAGAUUACCUGAGCUAACCCCAGACUGCCACAGAGUAAACAGCAAGAGAAGCUAUCUGGAUCCAGAGAGCUUAAGGGGCCACACAGGGUCCUAGGGGCCACAGAGGGGUCUUAGGGGCCACAGCAGUUGGUCAGUGAGAGUUUGGCCUCAUCUGGACAGAGGUUGGGGGUUCUUUGAAGUCUCGCUACCUCCGGACGAGCGGAGCAUGGGAAACAGACCCGGUCACCUUUCACCAUCAUGUCCCGUGCUCAUCAUCAGACGCAGCUGCUGCCACUCCGGGGUCAGAGUUCACCUGAGAGAGACGAGCUCCUGAAUGGGGGCAGUCGCCACCUUAACCUGUCUGACUGUCUGUGUGUCUGUAGGGAGGAGUGUUGAAAGAGAAAAUAAGAUGGCGAGAAAUAGGGGACAGAGUGAGAAGGAAAUGGGCUUAAAAGAGACUAACUAGUCUAAUUAUAGUGCGUUGGUUCAUCCUGGAAGGAAGAGCAUGGUUUACUUCUUCUGCAUCAAAGUAUGUGUGGACUGUCCGGUUUGCAUGCCAGAGAAAAUGAUGGGAGGUGACCGACUCUGAUAGUAUUCUGAUUGCUGUCUGGUGGACGGAAGAGAGGAGUGGGAAGAGGGGCUGAAACAGGGAGAGAGAGGUGGAAAGAGAAGGACAGAGGCCCAAGAAGGCUAAAGGAGUGUCUAAAGGCUACAGGAACCCUGGAGUGUUCCCCCUCUUCUCCCUGCUCCUGUAAGAUAGAUAUAGGAAGUGAUGGUGGGGAGGACAUCAGUUGUGUUGUUUCGCUCCAAGUUUCUCUUCUUUCUGAGGCCAUCUGCUUAUGCAAUCACUCUCCCAGGUGCCGAGAGAGAGCUAGAGAGAGAGAAGAUAAAGUGUGUGUGUGAAAGAGGAAGAGGGAGAGAGAGAGGGGGGGCUUCAGGGAACUACAGAAAAGGAGAGAUAUGGGGUGAACGAGCUGCAGUUACAGUAUGUAGGCCAGACAGAAAAGGGGUGUUCCUAACUUCCUAUACAACCCUGUGGGGGUGUGUUUGAAUGAAGGAGCGUGAUCAUUGUGUGGGUAACUUACCCUUUACAAAUCAAACAUCUCUCACUCACAACAAAUGUGAAAUAAUCUUUCUCCCUUCUGGAACAUAAUGAUUAUUCAAGGGUGAUAAAUAUCCCAUCUUCCCAACAUCCAUAUCUUCCCCGAUGACAGGAGGCUAAAUAUUGUAAUUGGAAGAAGUGGUAAAAAAACACUAACUGCAACUAGAUUAAAUGGAUGUGAUGGUCUAGUUACCCUCUUGGCAACGCGUCCUGCAACCCUCAAAAGAGACCAAAUGUGUUUGAGUUUUAAGUGUUUCCAGUGUGAACUGUAGUUACGUCCCAAAUGGCCACCAUAUUCCCUAUUUAACGCAAUCCUUUUGACUUGGGCCCAUAGGGAAUAGGGUGCCAUUUGGGACGUAGCCUGUGAAGCCAUGGCUGGGUUGUAAAACUGGGUUGUAAAGCUGGGUUGUAAGUCCAUACAGCCCAGUGUUGUGAAGGGGGCUAGGGGAGUGUGACUAACAGUUUAGGGCUUGCCACCUCGGACAAUAGGGCUUUGGUCAAAAAUAGUGCGCUAUAUAAAUCGAAUCAAAUCAAAUUGUAUUUGCUACAUGCGCCGAAUACAACAGGUGUAGACCUUACAGUGAAAUGCUUACUUACAAGCCCUUAACCAACAAUGCAGUUUUUAAGAAAAAAUAAAAAAAGUGCCAUUUGGGACAUGGUUUUAACUAAUAAACUAUGUGGUAACAAUGGAAACUUUCUGGUACUGUCUGGUACUUCCCAAAUAUCAGAUGUUAUAUGUUCCUGUUUUGCUAUAGAUGGAGAAAAUCUAAUUUGACAUGUUGACUUUAGGGGCGCCCUAUUGGACGAUGCUGGAGAAGAUGGAGAAGAGGUUACAUGCUGUACCUGCUGCCAACACAGUCAAGUUUCGCUGUGCUGCCGGGGGCAACCCACGUCCUAAGAUGCGCUGGCUGAAGAACAGCCGACCAUUCCGACAGGAGGACCGCAUGGGCGGGUACAAGGUACGAGAGAGAACCCCGCACUGCAGCAUGCUGGCACAUGGAGUUUCUCACGACUAG